This is a messenger RNA of Dentiscutata heterogama, 138 nucleotides long. Lineage: Eukaryota; Fungi; Glomeromycota; Glomeromycetes; Diversisporales; Gigasporaceae. The record is from the annotation of a GenBank genome assembly.
UUAUGUGAUGAUUUGGUACAACUUGACAAUUUUAAGAAACUUGUGAAUAAUAUGAUAGAAGAGCAUCGUAAAGUUAUUAUACAAAAGACUCAAGAAGUAUACAAAAAGAGGAUCAUUCAAAAAUGGAAAGAAAUAGCA